Selaginella moellendorffii is the source of this 4321-nucleotide messenger RNA. Its product is annotated as trihelix transcription factor GTL1. The record is from RefSeq and is a predicted model, not a curated record. Lineage: Eukaryota; Viridiplantae; Streptophyta; Lycopodiopsida; Selaginellales; Selaginellaceae. Bases 670 to 3486 code for a protein of 938 amino acids. The transcript is spliced from 3 exons.
CCGGCGGCAUAUUCCAGCAAAGGGCGAAAGAAAGAGAGCAUGAUCAUGAUCAGGUGGUCCAUUCCAUCCACAGUGUAGAAAUUGGGUCUCUCGGCAUCGCGAGCGCGCAAGAACACCACGACACAGUUCCAAUCCUCGGACCAAUCCAGGAAUUUUCAGGCGAGGGCGAGCGAUCCAUCGGCGCUGGAGAAUUGGUGCUGUGGAAGUGGUGGAUGAUUAUCAAAUUUGGGCAGUGUGUGAUCCCUUCCACUAGCGCGAUUAAACAAUCGAGUAUUCUAAGCUCGCGGCUGGGUGGAUCGCACAUGGAAGCGGUGUUUGUUUAGGCAGAUCCAUCGUGGGGGUGUGAGGAAUUUGGCGGAAUUCCGCCAGAAUUGGGGAGGAUUGAGAUAUGGCGGCGCCACGGACUCGGAGGAGGAUCUAUGGCACUGGUGGUAAUGGUGGUCGGCUUGGCGCCGCUUCUCUUCUCGGCUAGAAAAAGGAAAGAGAGGCUCUAGCUAGCAGCUAUGAGGAAGAAAAGAGGACGACGAGGACGAAGAACUGUUCUUGGAGAAAUCCCUCCUUCGUCGUCAAUCAUCGCCGCCUGCUCCUCCUCGCUCUAGAUCUUUUCUUUCUUUUUCCUGUUCUUCCAUUUCUUUUUUUCUUUCCUUUUUUUUCUUCUCCUUGAUCCAUAUGCACCACCACCACCACCACCACUAUGGCAUGCCCUCCUCCUCUCCCUCCGCCUCCGCCCAGCAGCAGCAGCAAGAUCGACCAUCGCCGUCGCCACCAUCGCAGUUACCAUUCGCGACGGCGGCGGCGACGACGAUCGCCACGACGACGACGCAGCAGCUCCUGGGCUCGUCUAGAUCGGGUGGUGGAGGAGGCGGAGCUGCGAUUCCGCCGCUGCCCAACUCCUCCUCCACGUCCUCGCUCAUGUUUAGCGGAGGAGGAGGAGGAGGACUCUCCUCCAUUUCUUCCUCCGCCGCCGCUAGCGUUGCCGCCACCACCGCGACCGCCGGCGCCGCUACUGCGACCUCCUCCUCCGCCGCUGGCUACCACCUCGCCCCUCAUAUUCCCUCCUCCCACCACCACCACCACUUCACUCUCUCCAGGCCGCCGGAUCACCACCACCACCACCACCUCGCUUCUUCUUCUCCUUCUCACUCUCCUUUCGCUUCUCCGCCAGCGCCACCACCACCAGCACCUAGCAACUCCGCCGCCGCUGCUGCUCCGCCCAAUUCGAUCCUCCUCCACCACCACCAGCUGAGCAAGCACCAGCAGCUGAUGCAGCAGCUCGGCCUGGCGCGAUCGUCCGGCGAUCAGGAGCCGGAUCCUGGCGGGGUUGCAGGAGGAGAUGGAAAUUCAGUAGCUCCUCCUCCACCGCCACCGCCAGCGGCUCCGCCCAAGAUCAAUGUAUCUCAGCCUGGCGGCGCUGCUCCUCCUGGACCUCCUCCUUUGGCGCAGCAAGACCACCAGCAAAAAUUCGAUGAGGAGGGCGGGGUGGACGACGGCGAUCGUGGCGGGGGUGGUGGCGGGCAGCGGUGGCUCAAGGAGGAGACGAGCGCGCUCAUCAAAAUCCGCAACGAUAUGGAUCGGAGCUUUCGAGACUCGCCGCUCAAGGGACCACUAUGGGCGGAGGUUUCUCGGAAACUUGCAGAGCUGGGAUACCAGAGGAGCUCCAAGAAAUGCAAGGAGAAAUUCGAGAACGUGUACAAGUACUAUAAGAAAUCCAAGGACGGGCGCGCCGGGCGGCAAGACGGUAAGAGCUACAGGUUCUUCGCCGACAUGGAAGCUCUCUUUAGCGGCGCCGCCGCCGCCGCCGCUGGCGGCACUGCUGGCGGCGGCGGCGGAAGCCCAAGCAGCAACAUCGUCUCGCCAAUUCACUCCGCCAAUCCCACCGUCACCGCCAACACCACCAGAGCGAUGAUCAACCCCUCCGGCCAUCAGCACCACCACCAACAACACCACCACCAUCCAAUCCAUACCGCCGGCGGUACGCUGCCAAACGCCGCCGGCGCCGCGGCGGCAUUCCACGACCUGGGGGACACUUCGGAGACUUCCGACGACGUGGAGGAGGAGCAGGAGGACGAGCACGAGUAUGAAGAGGGCACCGAGGAGAGCUCCCGUAAGCGCAAGCGGUACGCCGGCGGUACCGCACGGUGGCGCGUCCUCGAGGCCAUGAUGCGGCAGAUGGCGGAGCGGCAGGAGGCCAUGCAGCGGCGGUUCCUCGAGGCCAUGGACAAGCGCGACGCGGAGCGCACCGCGCGGGACGAUGCUUGGAAGCGGCAGGAGGCGUUGCGGGUGCGGCGCGAGCAGGAGCUGCGGUCCCAGGAGCAGGCCAGGAUUGCGACGCGCGACUCGGCUCUGGUGGCGUUUCUCCACAAGGCGUGCAGCGGCGGCAUACCGCCGCAGCAGACCCAGCAGCUGCUGGCGACUCUGGCGUCGAUCGUGAGCAACAGUGGCGCCGCGGCCGCCGCCGCGGCUGAUCGGACGGCGGAGAUAUCACCAGGCCAGCAGGUGGUGGAGGAUCACCACCACCACCACCACCACCACCCCGACGGUACCGCGCAGCACGAACUUGUGGCGGUGCGUGGAGAGUCCGGGCAGCACGGUGGCUUUGAUCCGGCCAGCAAGAGGUGGCCAAAGCCGGAGGUCCUUGCGCUCAUCAAGCUCCGGAGUAGCAUUGAGGGGAAGUUCCAAGAGACCGGGCCCAAGGGACCGCUGUGGGAGGAGAUCUCCUCCGGGAUGUCGUGCAUGGGAUACAGCCGCAGUGCCAAGCGGUGCAAGGAGAAAUGGGAGAACAUCAACAAGUACUUCCGCAAAACCAAGGAUAGCAGCAAGAAGCGGCCCGAGAAUUCCAAGACGUGCCCGUAUUUCCACCAGCUGGACGCGCUCUACCGCAAGGGGGUGCUGGGCGGUACGCGGCUGCUUACCGCGGGCGGUUCAGGCGGCGCCGCCGGGGCCGGGGGUGGCAAGCGGGACGAGCUGGUCAACUCGGGCCACAGUACGGCGGCGACUUCGGCUAGCGGCGGUGGCGCGGGGCUGAUCGUCCAGGCGGCGGACAUGCUGGCGAUCGUCCCGACGGGAAGGGAGAGCAACGCGGCGGCGGCGGGGGCGGCGGCUCUGCCGGUGGUGGCGAGCCCAAGCGCAAACAAUGGUGGGGAGAAUUGCUUCUCCGGGCCCGAGGAGGAGGAAGAGGAGGAGGAGGAUGAUAACUCCAACUCCACGAGUGGCGGUGACAAGGAGCAGCAUGGAAACAAUGGGAAUGGGAAUGGCAAGCAGCAGCAGCAACACCAGCAGCAGCAGCAGCAUUCUUUGAUGGGGUCGCUGCUCGAUCCUUCCAAUGGCCACCACUCUGGAACUUCGCUACAGCAACAGCAGCACCAGCAGCAUCCGACGCCACUGGCGAUGAGCUUCGAGGCCGCCGACCUCUUCUCCUCAAGCAGCGGCAUCCUGGGAGAGUUUGAGAGGCGCGAGCAAGCGGCACAGCAAAACGGGAGGCGAUGAUGAAAGCUCCGCCAUCUUUCAAGGGCUUUCGACUCGACUUCUUUCUUUCGCGGCUCGAUGCAAGCAUCGACGAUUCAUCUUUGCACACACGCACAGCACAGGUUACGGUCGCCCAACAGUACAGGGGGGUUCUUUUCUUCGAUCACCAAGAGUGUACAUUAGCUGUAUCAGUACAGUCUAGUGGUGGUACUUUUAGUGUCGUCAGCAGCAGGCAACCAGGGUCCGUUUUCUCGGUUAUCUCGGGGGAAUAACAAUAAGCCAGGCAAGGUGGUGGGAAUUCAAACAGGUGUGGAACAAGCUUGGAAUCUUUCAGGGGAUGGAUUGGUCGCGAGGAAACUAUAAAUAUUUCAUAUACUAUAGCUUGUAGAGAGGUACAUAGGAUCAUCGGUUCGCUCCAGCAAGUUUGGGAUUUUCAGCCAAGUUUGUGAAUAUGGGAGGAUUCUUCGAAUUCAGUCCGGUUUUUUGUGUGUGAAAGAAGCAUCAGCAGCAGCAGCAGCAGCAGCAUCAACAUCAGCAGCGGUAGAAGCUUUGUGUAUAAAAAGUUUUUUCCUUUUUCCUAAUCGGGGAUUGGGGGGCCUCGUCGAUUGAUUCGAUCAUACGUUGUCUGCUGCUGGAGUUUCUCUCUUCGUCCAAGGAAAAUAGGCUACGGUUUUUUAUACUCCUUUUUCCUUUUUGUUUUGGUUUUUUCUUUCGGAAUUUUUGUUUCUAUACAUCUAGCAGCAAGAGCCAGGCAGCAGGAAGGCAGGCAGGCAUUUGCAUUGCAAACAGCAGAGUGUUGUUUCUCUCGUCGCGCCGGAAUUCUUUUCUCCAGUGGAAUAAAACAAGUUCGUCAAAA